AUGAAUAAGUUGAAUCUAAUAGAUAAUACAGAAGAACCAUCUAUAAGUUUUAGCAACUUACAAAAUGCAAUAUUAGAGACAAAAAAUAAUACAAUAGAUCAAGCAAAAGAGAAAUUAGCGUACUAUAAUAAGAUUUUUAAUUCAGCAUUAAUGUUGUACGAAAGAGAGAAAACCAAUGAUCAAUUCGUAAAGAAUUUCGAUAUCCUUUUGAAGCCAUUUGCCAAAGCCAUUGAAGAAUGCGAAGAAAAACUAAAUGCCCGCACACAGCAAAAAACUUGGGACCCAAAAAAUGGGAAACUUUCUUUCUG
This is a messenger RNA of Dentiscutata erythropus, 308 nucleotides long. Lineage: Eukaryota; Fungi; Glomeromycota; Glomeromycetes; Diversisporales; Gigasporaceae. The record is from the annotation of a GenBank genome assembly.